UUUUGUCAUUUUGAUAAAAAGUUUUUCUAUGCCACAUUAAUCAGACGAAAUUUUCAAAAAUGUAAUUUACAAAUUUCUGGUACUCCUCGUUUUUUGGAUAUUUAUUUCCUAAAUAGCAAUUGCUAUAACUGCAAUGUGCCUGCGGCGUUGUAUUCUGGAUACAUCGUUUCUGCUGGCACGAAGUUUUGGUUUUUUUUGCAUUGAAAUUGUCGAGGGACUCGUUGUGCUGGUUUUUAGUCCAGUGAUCUGGUUAUUGGUUAUCCUCUGUACAACUGGGAGCCUGGCCAUAUUCGGCCUAACAAAGUUCCUGCGUACGGCCAGUAGCCCGUCUUUCAUAUUCUUAGAUGACGCUGCCAAUUUAACGGUUCGCGAAUAUACCGUCCACAAAGGUUUGGGUGCAACCAACCUCACAAGUUCACGAAUAACGAGUUCUACCGCAUCGGGAAGCUUUUUCCAUUAGGCUGGGCACUGAUUAACCGAUACCUGCUUAUCAGCCAACUCUGUGUGUGUUUCAGUUUAUUGUGCCCCGAUAUGAUUAAAGCUUUUCACGCCUGACGCCUACAACUUGACUUGUGAGCGCUGUGCAUUUCAGUUGUUAUUUUGUUUUGGCUCUCAACGGAUCGUUC
Molecule: messenger RNA, 626 nt
Organism: Drosophila hydei
Lineage: Eukaryota; Metazoa; Arthropoda; Insecta; Diptera; Drosophilidae
Exons: 2
Coding region: 134-460 (108 amino acids)
Source: RefSeq, a predicted model, not a curated record